Molecule: messenger RNA, 1116 nt
Organism: Danio aesculapii
Lineage: Eukaryota; Metazoa; Chordata; Actinopteri; Cypriniformes; Danionidae
Exons: 6
Coding region: 81-935 (284 amino acids)
Source: RefSeq, a predicted model, not a curated record
UUAACGAUUUAAGCCGUGUCAUUUCAUCAUUAUCCUGAAUCACUGCAUCAUUCAGUCUGGAUGCGGUCAAAAGAAGGACAAUGACGAACCACUCUCUCCUCCUGUGGCUUUUCCUAUUUCUGCACGGUGCAUCUGGAGCUGUUGAGGUGUCCGUGUCAGUGAUGAAAGGAGAUUCUGUCACUCUUCACACUGGUGUUUCUGAACUGCAGACUGAUAACAAGGUAGAUUGGACCCAUGGAGAUGGCACUAUAAUAGCUAAAAUUGAAAACAAUCAAAUAAAAAAGAAAGAUCCUGCUGGGCUAUUCGAAGGCAGACUGGAGAUUGACAGUAAAACUGGAUCUCUCACCGUUAAAAACAUCAGAACUGAAGAUAAAGGAUUUUAUAAACUAGACAUCGGUGGUAAAAAAGAUCUGAUCACCAAGAAUUUCAGUGUUACUGUUCGAGAGGGUGCAAAGAAAGUGUUAGUGAUGGAGAGGGAAUCUAUCGCUUUACAUACUGGUGUUAUUGAAAUAAAAGGGUUUGAUCAGAUAUUUUGGACCUUUGAAGGCCAUCUCAUGGCUGAAAUCAACCAAGAGACCAAUCAAUUCUUUUUACAUAACAUCAGUGUUGUGAGAUUCGACGGCAGAUUAGAUCUCCAUCGUCAGACUGGAGAUCUCAUCAUCAGGAUUGUCAAAACCACAGAUGCUGGCGAUUAUCAUCUGAAAAUGAGCAACAGUUCAUACACUUUACAGAGGACCAUCAGUGUUGCUGUCAGUGAAAUGGACCCACCCACCCUACAUCUUCACCCAGGUUAUAUAGCACUUAUAUGUGUUUCUGUUUUGAUGUUUGGGGCUGCAGUCUUUUAUGUGAUUCGCCACAAGAUCUGUAAACAAAAAAAACAAAGAGGCUUGGCGUCCAGUCAAAGCACCCAAAAUACAGGUCAAGGAGUUUUAUGAUAUUGAAAACAAAUUGAAUCAACCUCAUAUGAAUGAUGAAGGGUCCUGCAUCUGCAACCAUACAUAAUCACUGUAAUAAAACAAUAAUGUAAGUUAAGAUAUUGAAAUUAACAUAAGCUGUAUUUGAUAUAAUAUGUGAUGUUUUCUUCAAAUGAAACAGUUUAGUGUUUAAUCUUUUAAA